Messenger RNA from Cutaneotrichosporon oleaginosum, 7712 nucleotides. RefSeq lists its product as uncharacterized. Gene Ontology annotation, molecular function: alpha-1,3-glucan synthase activity. The record is from RefSeq and is a predicted model, not a curated record. Gene Ontology annotation, cellular component: fungal-type cell wall. Gene Ontology annotation, biological process: fungal-type cell wall (1->3)-alpha-glucan biosynthetic process. NCBI's taxonomy places the organism in Eukaryota, Fungi, Basidiomycota, Tremellomycetes, Trichosporonales, Trichosporonaceae.
UCCUUGGCGACUGGCUCUCCAACGAACGAUCUCAAAACGAACCCCCGUCGCCCUCUCCAUCUCCUCGAGCGCCGCUUGCCGAGAGCUCUUCCUACCCACAGAGAUCAGCGAUAACGUUCACCUCGCCCAGACUUCUCUCGCUUGUCCUUCCGCGCUCAUCUUGACAUCCAGGCCGCUCUGCACACAGUUGACGCGCGGCUCCCCGCUCAAACACCGUGUCCCCAACCCCGCCUCCUGGGCAUCGCCUUCUCUUCUCUCUCACCCGUCACCUUUUAUCCGACGCUCAUACAACAUGAGCGCCGGGUCUCGAACAUGGUCCGCGGGGCCAUUGCGGCAAGCGACGCAUCUCCUUGUCGCGCUCCUUGCAUCGGCGUUGUGUGUCACAGCAAUCCGAUAUAACGAGACGCUCGACCCGUGGAAUAUCAACAAGGCACAAUCUGCGGAAGACGUCCUGUCCUAUUCCACUCCAUUGAGGUCAGAUCCCUACUUCCCAUCACCAACAAACUGGCGUACUUUGCCAACCUACACCCUUCUCUUGGACAAGUGGAUUGACGGAGACCCAGACAACAACGACUUCUUCCGGCUCAUCUACGAGUACGACUGGCGUGAGACUCAGCUUCGAGCCGGCGGCGAUGUCAUCGGCCUCAUGGAUGACCGUGGUCUCGACUACCUCCAGAGCAUGGGCUACGAGGCGAUUUACAUUGCCGGCACCAACUACCUUAACAUGCCUUGGCAGGCGGACGGUUACUCGGCUAUUGACUUCACACUGCUGGACCCGCACUUUGGCAACCUCACCGACUGGAAGCUCUUCAUCGACCGCCUGCACGCCCGUGGAAUGUACAUCAUCUUUGAUUUGACAGUCGGAACUAUGGGCGACAUGAUCGGUUUCGAAGGUCAUCUCAACUCGUCUACCCCUUUCUCUGAGAGCGAGUACAACGCUGUCUGGAAGCGCCCCAACUAUGGGCCAUGGGGAAUCAACUACUACCCAGACUUCAACUUUACGAACGAGUAUAACGAGUCCUGUGUGUACCCUACUUUCUUCGACUCGGCGGGUAACAUCAUCGACCCUGGACUCACUGGGUGCAUGAACAGUCCCUUCGACCAGUACGGAGAUGUUGAGGCUUUCGGUACCCACCCCGAUUGGAAACGUCAGCUUGCCAAGUUCGCUUCCGUCCAGGACCGUCUCCGCGAGUGGAACCCUCACGUACUCGACAGACUCAAGCACUUCUCCUGCCUUUGUGUGCAGGCCCUAGACAUUGACGGUAUUCGUAUCGACAAGGCCACACAGGUUACAGUCGACGCUCUCGCCGAGUGGGGCCGCUACACCCGCCAAUGUGCCAAGGAGCUGGGUAAAGACAACUUCUUUAUUCCCGGCGAAGUCACUGGUGGUGACACGUUCGGUUCCAUCUACUACGGUCGUGGCCGCACACCCGGCAUGCGGACAACGUAUAUGGAGGCGCUCAACUUGACCAACGCGGAUACGUCCAAGUUCCUCCGCGAGGAAGGCCACGCCCCUCUUGACUCGGCUGCGUUCCAUUUCUCGGUGUAUCGCGCGCUUGCGCGUUACCUCGGUUUGGACGGCUACCUCACGGUUGUUCCCGACGUUGAUGUCAACUUUGUCAAUUCGUGGAACCAGAUGCUCGUCAACAAUGACUUCAUCAACCCUCAGACUGGCGAGUUCGACCCCCGUCAUCAGUACGGUACUACCAACCAGGACGUGUUCCGUUGGCCGAUGAUGUCUAAUGGCACCCAGCGCCAGCUGGCCGGCAUGUUCGUCACGCAUCUCUUGAUGCCGGGCAUCCCCAUUUCAUGGUACGGUGAAGAGCAAGAAAUGUACAUCCUCGACUCUUCGGCCAACAACUACUUGUACGGCCGUCAGGCGAUGGUCGCCUCUCAGGCAUGGAAGCGUCACGGAUGCUACCGGCUCGGAGCCCAGCAGUACUACAACGUGUCCUACGACAAGGUCACUACUGGCUGCUACGACCCGCAGGUUGCCCUGGACCACUUCGACCCGACCGCUCCACUGCGCCGCUCAUCGCGCAACAUGAACUGGAUGCGCCGCACCUUCCCUGCCGUUCAGGAUGCCUUCAUGCUCUCCGCGCUUGCCAACUUCACGCGCUAUGACAAGUAUGCCAACUCCGAUCAGCGAACCGAGAUUGGUCUAUGGGCCGCGGAGCGUACCCCUUCGGAGAAGCAGCGUGCGGACGGUGGGCCCGGCGGUCCCUGGGCGAGCGACGGUCAAAUCUCACAAGUCGCUUACUACAUCUACACCAACGAGAACGUUUCCGUCUCGUACGACUUUGACUGUUCCAAUCCUCUGCGGUCGAUGAACACGUCGUUCCCAGGAGGCACCACGAUCAAGAACCUCAUUUAUCCCUACGACGAAAUCCUACUAUCCUCCUCUUCGGUCUCGUUCUACAACGAUGGUCAGCCGCCCUAUCGCGGUUGUAUCCCGAGGUUGGCUCUCCAGCCUUACGACUUCCGCGUUUACGUGCCCAUUGAGCGAUGGCGCUCGCCUCCACCUGCCCUCAGCGGCUUCUCCCCCGGUCACGACGCGCGUGUCGAGUACACGGGCGACAGUGUCGAGAUUGAGCUCCAGUACGACCAGCCUAUGGACUGCGCGGGCCUUCAGCAAGCCAUUCGGCUUACCUACGUCGGCCAGCCGGGCGCCACCCCGCGCAUCACCUGGCCGAGCGACGCGUGCCUGAGCAUCACUGGGGAAGCAUCUGACUACGUGUCUGUGACACCCUCGGCUUGGCGCAUGAAGGGUGUCAUCACUGGUGCUGGCGAGGGCAUGUACCGAAUUUCGAUCGGUAAUGCCUCAGCUCAGGCUGCGGGGUCAGGCAACGGCACGCUCGGCGGCGGGGUCACCGGCUACACCGACCACCUUCACUUCCGCUACGGCAAGGCUGACAACACCUUCGUUUUUGUCGACAGUGACUAUGACAACUCCAUCUUCUCGGCGUCUGAGGGCGUGUACACCCUUACCCACAAAGCCUGGGGCGCCGACCGCUACCGCUACUCUGCCAACUAUGGCAAGACCUGGACUGCGUGGACGCCGAUGGAGGCCUCCACCACCCUCAACGCCAGCUUGUUCGCGCAAGAGACCAUGUUCAAGGGAGCAGAUGAGGAGAAGCUAUGGGACGGUGACCACUUGAUGGUGCAAUACUGGUCCCAGCUUGCUGGCUCGGCCGGGCACGUCGUCCACGCCGACGCCAACUGGAACGGUGGUCAGCGUCGCUAUCCUCAGAUGCUCUUGCGUGGAGGCUUCAACAACUGGGGAUAUGACCUUGGCAUGCCCAACAAGUUCCAGCACACCGGCGACAGCGUGUGGGAAAUGCCGAUCAUGAGCGCCUGGCCUGCUGAGUAUCAGCUCAACAUCUGGGCAUUCGACGACUACUUCUACGGUGACGCUGACGGAAACGGUGUCAUCGACCGUCUUCCGCCCAGCUCGCUCACUCCCAACUUCCUGAACGUGUCGCUUCCCCCUCGCCCUCACCUCGCCUGGCAGCUCCAGAUUAACGACAAGACCGGCCGCUGGGGCGUUGUUCCCAUCGGUCACGAGGCGUCUUCUAUUAUCGCAUUUGUCCUGCUCAUGAUCAUUCCGGUCAUGACUGCUCUCGUUGCGGCGGGUGUCUUCCGCUACUCGUUCUACGCGAUCAAGAUCAACAAGUGGGGUGUCAAGCCGACCAAGGAGGGCUCGAACUACUUCCCCAUCGUUGGCGGUGCCCAUAACGGCGAGAAGAAGGACGGCUCGCACCUUGGAGUCUCUGAGAAGAAGGUGACGCACCAUGAGAAGAUCAAGCCUCUUGAGCGCGUUAUCGGCUGGCCCGAGGACUCUAACAAGCGCCGCAAGGUCCUUAUCGCCACCCUCGAGUACGAGAUCAUGGACUGGAAGCUCAAGGUGAAGAUUGGUGGUCUCGGUGUCAUGUCGUCCCUCAUGGGCAAGGCCAUGAACGAUGUCGACUUGAUCUGGGUUGUGCCCAAGGUCCAAGACAUCGACUACCCUCAAGGCGACUUUGCCGAGCCCAUCGAGGUCAUCAUCUUCGGCGAGCCAUACCUCAUCGAGGUCGAGACUCACUGCGUCGACAACAUCACGUACGUCAUCCUCGAUUCGCCUGUCUUCCGUGCCCAGACCAAGUCCGACCCGUACCCUCAGCGCAUGGACGACUUGUCGUCGGCCAUCUUCUACUCGACUUGGAACCAGGCAAUCGCCGAGACUCUGCGCCGCUUCGAGGAUGUGGACAUUUACCACAUCAACGACUACCACGGAGCUCUUGCGCCUCUCUACCUCCUUCCCAAGAUCAUGCCCGUCUGUCUUUCGCUUCACAACGCCGAGUUCCAAGGUCUGUGGCCUCUUCGUACGAAGGAUGAGAUGAAGGAGGUCUGCGCGGCCUUCAACAUCUCUAAAGAUGUCUGCUCCAAGUACGUCCAGUUCGGCAACACUUUCAACCUUCUUCACGCCGCUGCCUCGUUCAUUUCGCAGCACCAGAAGUCGGUCGGUGUCGCCGGUGUGUCGGACAAGUACGGCAAGCGGUCUUGGGCUCGUUACCCGGCUCUCUGGACUCUGCGCAACAUUGACUCGCUUCCCAACCCCGAUCCCACGGAUAUUGCCGCGCUCGAUGAGCAGCCCGUUGCCAUGGACAAGAUCCAGGUCGACCAGGAUGCCGAGGCCAAGCGUCCCGAGCACAAGCGUCAGGCGCAGGAGUGGGCUCACCUGAAGCAGGACCCCAAAGCCGAUCUUUUCGUCUUCGUUGGUCGUUGGUCCAAGCAGAAGGGUGUCGACCUUAUCGCCGACGUCAUGCCCUCGCUGCUGGAGAAGCGUCAGAACAUUCAGAUCAUCUGUGUUGGACCCGUUAUCGACUUGUACGGCCGCUUUGCCGCCGAGAAGCUCGCUCGUCUCAUGGAGAUGUACCCCGACCGCGUUUUCUCCAAGCCCGAGUUCACCCAGCUCCCGCCUUUCCUCUUCUCGGGCGCUGACUUCGCGCUCAUCCCCUCGCGUGACGAGCCGUUCGGCCUUGUUGCUGUCGAAUUCGGCCGUAAGGGUGCCCUCGGUGUCGGCUCUCGUCUUGGUGGUCUCGGCCUCAUGCCCGGUUGGUGGUUCCCCGUCGAGUCGCCGGCCGCCGAGCACAUGCUCUCGCAGCUCACCAAGACCAUCAAGCUUGCCCUUAAGUCUACCCAGGAGGAGCGCGCCAUCCUGCGAGCCCGUUCGGCCGUCCAGCGUUUCCCUGUCGUCGAGUGGCGCCAGCGCCUCGAGGACUUCCAGAAGCGAUCGAUCACCAUGUCCCGUUCGCUCGCUGGCGAGCACGCCUGGGGCUGGGAGUACGCAGACCCCAGCGGCAACGGCCCCGUGCGCUCUUCGAUGCUCCCGUCGCGCGACAGUAUGGUGUCGCUUCAGCAGUAUACUCGUCCCGGCUCCCCCGACUCGCAGCUCUCAGUACCAUCCAUGGACCCCCGCAGGAUGUCGGACAACGGCGAGCCGCUGCCUGCUGGAGCAGCCCCGGCCGGCGACCGCGCCAGCUUGGGUGUCGACUACCACCGCCGCUUCGAGAAGCACCAGUCGGCCGACUCCAUCUACGAUGAGGAUCCACCAGAGCACCGCGGGCGCCCCAAGUUCUUCACAGGCUACGACGAUGACUCCGAGAGCCACAUCUCGUCCGAGCGGGACACCACCAUUGUGGCACCGCACGCUAUGGCUGAUGGCGGGACAGGGCACGUGUACGACAACUUCCUUGCGGCUGCGAACAGGCAGUUCGCCAAGACCCAGGGCAACAAGAACGUCCCCGACCCGUUCAUGGAGCGCCGCAUGAGCUCUCUGAGCAUCGACUCGUCCAACUUUGCCCCUCCUCGUCCGUUCUCUAUCCACUCGCGCGUCUCGUCCUUCGACUCGAUCGGCUCGCUCGCCGACGAAAAGCACUCGUCAACGCUCAACAAGGCUAUGGACACAUUCACUGACGCCGACGGCGAGGUCGCUCAAGCGUUCGUUCAGAAGCUGCGCAACCUCUCGUCUGGAAACUCGAAGGGUGACCUGUGUAUCGAGAAGUUCCUCAUGAAGAGCGAAAAGCAGUUCUUCAGCGACAUGAAGAAGGAGAAGCUGUCGGCAAUGAGCAUCCGCUCGCGCGACUCGAUCAUGGCCGGUCGCACGCCGUCGACCCUUGACGGUUUCCGCGCAGAAUCGCCAAUGCAGUACUCGAUGUCGGGCCACAGCCACCCCGAGGACCACUUCCACGAGUCGAUGAUGUUUGACAACGGCGACGACGAGAAGCCCAUGACGCGAAUCCAGGUGCUUAUGGAAAGACAAAUCGCCGGUUGGCCCCUGUACGCCAUUGUCAUCUCCCUCGGCCAGCUACUGUCGGCCACGUCGUUCCAGCUGUCGCUCCUGGGCGGUGCCAACACGCAGACGGCAACCGACAUGUACAUCAUCUGCGCGAUCUUCGUUGUCGCCACGCUCCUCUGGUACACGCUCUUCCGCAUGCGGCCUUCCGUUUACGUUCUCUCGAUCCCCUGGGCUAUCUUUGGUGUCGCCUUCCUCCUUAUCGGCUUCCCGUCGCUCUACGGUCCCUUCACUGCCCCCCGCAAGUGGAUUGUUCGUGUGGCCACCUGGUGCUAUGCUGUCGCUUCCGGUGCCGGCUUCCUCUUCUUCGGUCUCAACUUCGGAGAGGAGGCAGGCGCGGCUGCUGAGGUGUGGAUCAUGCGCGCGUGCAUCGUCCAGGGUCUGCAGCAGAUCUGGGUCUCGGCACUGUGGUACUGGGGUUUCACGCUCAACGGCACCAACCCCCUCACGUUUGUCGUGCCCCGCGCCAUCAUUUACGUGGUUUGGCCACUGGCAGUUAUGUCGAUGGCGUUCGCCGUGUUGAUGUACUUCGGUCUGCCCGAGUACUACCACCAGAUUCCGCCGUACGUGCCCAACUUCUUCAAGACAUUGGUGCGCCGCAAGCUCGUCAUCUGGUUCAUGAUCUCGGAAGUCCUGCGCAACUACUGGCUCUCGACCGUCUACGGCCGCAACUGGCAGUUCCUGUGGCGCGACGCACGUGUCCCCACUUGGUCGGUCGUUGUCAUGAUCAUUAUCUUCUUCAUCGGCAUCUGGGGCCUGAUCAUGGGCAUUAUCAUGAAGUACGCUAAGAUCCACGCAUGGCUUCUUCCCGUCUUCGCCGUUGGCCUCGGAGCGCCGCGCUGGUGCCAGAUGUUCUGGGGCAUCUCGGGCCUUGGGCUAUACGUGUCAUGGGGCGGUCCGGCAGGUCCAUACAUCGGCACAUGCCUGUGGCUGUGGCUCGGCGUUCUGGACGCAGUCCAGGGUGUCGGUCUCGGCAUGAUCCUCCUUCAGACACUGUCACGUCUGCACGUGUGCGCAACCCUCGCCGCAGCGCAAUUUGUCGGCUCGAUCGUCGUCAUGAUUGCGCGCGCGACGGCGCCCAACAAGGAGGGUCCCGGCAACGUGUUCCCGAACGCGGCCUUCUACGACCCGGCCACGGGCGCCAACAACCCGGUCAAGCACUGGGAGUUCUGGCUCUGCCUGUGCUGCCAAUUGGUCAUUCCCUUUGGCUACUUCUUCUUCUUCCGCAAGGAGCAGCUCACCAAGCCCUAGAGCGUUCGAUAUAGAGAGAGGCGAGGAGAGGAGAGGCGAGACGAGGCAAGGCGAAGACGAGGACGAAAGAGACGAACUGCACUCCCAUUACCCCCCAUCAUUACUCCACGACAUCACGGACCUUGUU